AUGUAAAAAUAGAGAUUUCCUGCUCUUGGUGACUGGACUGAAAAAAAAACAAAUUCAUUUGUAGAAGAAAAGCUGGUUAUUCGAAAUCCAGAAGAAUUAAAAUCUAAAAUUGGAAAGAUGAUAUCUGAAGGUGCUCAGUAGAUUCAAAUAGUGACUGAUUUCGACUAAACGAUAUCUUCUUUCCUCAGCCCGGCUACUUUUAGCUUGUUUAGAAUGUCAGAAUUAUCUCCUUAGGAUUUCAAAAAUAAGAUGCAAUCUUAUUAUGAUUACUAUGUGCCUAUCGAAAAGGAUUAGAGCAUAAAAAUUGAGGAAAAGAAUAAGCAUAUGCACGAAUGGUAUUAGAAAGUAUCAGAAGCCUUUCAUGAAGCUAAAUUCACAAAGUCUUUAUCGUGUUAGAUAUUAAAUACUUCACACAUUUAUUUGAGAUAUCUUUUCGAACCAUUCUUUAAUAAAUGUGUAGAAGAACAUGUUCCAUUUCACAUCGUGAGUGGUGGACUAGAUAGAGUGAUAAACACAAUUUUGGCAUCUAUUCAUGAGAUUGACACUUAUGAGGAAAUGACAUUGCAUACUAAUGAAAUGAUUUUUUAAGAUGAUACUCUAGAAAAGAUGGAGAUGUUGGUAACAGCUACAACUAAAGCCAAAAUAUUAGAAACUUCAGGAAUUAAAUUCAGAAACAAUACAAUUUUAUUAGGAGAUUUGCCAAGUGAUUUUUAUAUGACUAAAUUCCUUAAUAUUCCAAAUUAGGUGAGUAUAGGAUUUUUAGCAUAGGAUCAUUUUAAUUAAUUGGAAGAAUAUAAGAAAUUAUAUGAUAUCACCAUCAUCGGUGAUCCUAGUUUCUUAGUUCCAUUGAUUUUGUUAUCCAAAGUAAUGGGAUGUCAAUUAACAGAAGAAUACACUUAGCUUUUCAAUUCACAAAAUUAUGAUGAGCUUCGUGAACUCUUGUGA
Paramecium tetraurelia is the source of this 945-nucleotide messenger RNA. RefSeq lists its product as uncharacterized. Gene Ontology annotation, cellular component: cytoplasm. Lineage: Eukaryota; Ciliophora; Oligohymenophorea; Peniculida; Parameciidae. The transcript has 4 exons. Gene Ontology annotation, molecular function: magnesium ion binding; 5'-nucleotidase activity. The record is from RefSeq and is a predicted model, not a curated record.